Prunus avium (sweet cherry) is the source of this 1249-nucleotide messenger RNA. RefSeq names its product Chaperonin-like RbcX protein (gene RBCX2). Gene Ontology annotation, biological process: ribulose bisphosphate carboxylase complex assembly. The record is from RefSeq and is a predicted model, not a curated record. Gene Ontology annotation, molecular function: protein folding chaperone. NCBI's taxonomy places the organism in Eukaryota, Viridiplantae, Streptophyta, Magnoliopsida, Rosales, Rosaceae.
AAGCUAAAGUUUGAUUUGAAUCCCGAAGCGUCUUGUGUGGAGUAUUUUGGACCUCAGAUUUUUGUCUGGUUGAUGUUCACACACCUUCAAAAUCUCCGAGAUUCUCUCACAAAUUACUUGCACUAAAACCCCUUCUUUGUUCAGACCAAAAAAAAAAAAAACACCUUCUUUGUUCACCAGGGUCCAUUUUUGGUAGUUCUUGUAUCUCUGACUGUAAUUGCGGAUCUCCAAUUUUCUUGGAAAUCCAUUAGCAGAUUUUUGCAUUACUUCGUGCGUAUCUCUUACUUCCCUGAAUUCCGGCUAAAAAGUUUGGAUUUUGAGAAUAAUUCUGAUCUGUGUUUAUCAUAAAAAAAAAAAAGAAGGUGGUUUGAGCUUGAGCUUUUGAGAGAGGAUGGUAGGGGCUUUGUCUGUGGUGGGUUCGUCAGUCGUGGACUCGCAUACUUGUCCAUGCUUGUGUUUGGAUGCACUGCCUACAACUGCUAUGAAUCUCAAGAGUGGUGGAGAAGUUGUUUUGCAAAGGAAUUCAAUGGCCAAGAAGCGUUUGGUGAAACCGGGUUCCUUGGAAUUGAGCAGUUCAUUUAUUGAUUCUGGGCUUGACAAGCGGCUCUCAAUGAAAGCUCUUCCGGGUAUUGUCAAUAGGAGUAUGAGGAAAAGAAAGAAUAGGAGUUUCGUGAUUGUUAAUGAACUUGGCGGGCAAUAUGAAGACACUUUUGAGGAUGUUAAGACGCAACUACUCAACUAUUUUACGUACAAGGCUGUGAGGACUGUCAUGAGCCAGCUUUAUGAGAUGAACCCAACACAAUAUAGGUGGUUUUAUGACUUUGUUGCAACACACAAUCCUGGAGAUGGGAAGCGAUUCAUCCGUACCCUCGGGAAGGAGAGGCAUGAACUUGCUGAGAGAGUAAUGGUCACACGACUUCACCUCUAUGGUAAAUGGGUCAAGAAAUGCAAUCAUGCCGAAAUAUAUCAAGAAAUCUCUGAUCAGAACUUGGAGUUGAUGCGUGAACGGCUUAUCGAGACUGUGAUAUGGCCCUCUGAUGACAACACGGAGAAGAUUGGCUAAGAGUGAUUGUAGCUUUCAUCAAAUGGUUGAGUCUUCUUACCGUGUUGUUCCUAGACUAGGUAUUUUUCUCUUUACAUACCAGAUUGGUUCCAAUCUGUCAUUUAUAUUAUUUGCCACCAACUAAUAAGUUGCUGAAAAUUGUCUACUGUACAUUGUAUAUAAAAUGCCAUCCGCCAUGUUACAUUA